GAUUGUUGAGGCGUAGGAAGCGAUUACUUGGCUGACUGAACCUGAAGCUUCCGUGCUGCUGUAUGAGGGGCUUUGAUAAUUCGCAAAUCUGUCCUCAUCACUGAUUGGCUGUCGUUUGUAAGGCCCAAUGCAGACGGGGGAGCCGCAACAGGUGGCAUACGGACAUCCCUGGGUAGCUCUCUUUACUGUGUUCUUCAAGGUCUCGGCUAUCAUUGUAUACAUCAUCUGCGGCCUGUUCAGCAGCAGCUUCGUGACAAAUUAUGUCAUCGUGGUUGUUCUGCUCAUGCUGGACUUCUGGACGACAAAGAACGUGGCAGGACGCUUGUUGGUGGGGCUGAGGUGGUGGAAUGAGGUGACUGAUGAGGGGAGUAACUGGAGGUUUGAGACGCUUGAGGAGGGGCAAAGGGCUAUCAAUGGAAAGGACUCUGCAUGCUUUUGGUGGACGCUGUACAUUAUUCCACUCGUGUGGCUCCUGUUGGGCAUCGUUGCCAUCGUCAGGCUGAAGAUAGACUACCUGCUUGUGGUGGUGGUGGCAGUGGUGCUGAGUGGCGCCAAUGUGGUGGGCUACACCAAGUGCAGCAAGCAGGCGUCCGCUCAGCUGAAGAGCUAUGCACAGCAGGCCGUCACCAGCGGACUCACGGCGGCAAUCUCCAGAGUAUGAGCAAUACCUUGCAGGAAGUGCAAGUGUGAUAAAAUCAUUGUGCCAGCCUCUUUCAGUGCAGCUGAUUCCACUGUGAACGUCCUAAUAGUAUCUGCUGGACAAGCCACCUGUUACUUGUCAUUUGUAUCUAGAUUCUUCCCAGUCUUAUGCCCUUCAGCGCCCAUGCAGGGUUGUCAGUGAUCACAUGAUGAACAUGUCUGCAGCUGC
This is a messenger RNA of Coccomyxa subellipsoidea C-169, 868 nucleotides long. RefSeq names its product DUF846-domain-containing protein. The transcript has 7 exons. Lineage: Eukaryota; Viridiplantae; Chlorophyta; Trebouxiophyceae; Coccomyxaceae. The coding region runs from base 128 to 661 and encodes 177 amino acids. Gene Ontology annotation, biological process: protein secretion; vesicle-mediated transport. Gene Ontology annotation, cellular component: Golgi membrane. The record is from RefSeq and is a predicted model, not a curated record.